CAAGAGAGUUCUGCUAUGGAUGAUAUAUUGACUGUCAACAACGAAAAUCCAGAUUUUGAAUUACUGUAUGGAGACGAAAGAUUAACACAGCAACAAAUGCUGGACAUGAUGGAGAAUGACAUUGGACACAAAAGAAAAAGAAGAGCCUUAACGAAACGAAGUAGAGGUUUAAGAUGGCCGAACAACGAAUUCCAUUACACAUUAUCCAACGAUUUCUCGUUUGCACAGAAAACAACCAUCCGAAAUGCGAUUAAUAUUAUUGCCUCCAGAACUUGCAUACGUUUUAUGGAACAUUCCAUCGGAAGUGCACCAACUGCUCAUGUUGCGAUGUUUCCUGGUUCUGGAUGUUGGUCUUUCAUUGGACGUACUGGUAGAAAGCAAGAUCUUUCACUUCAAAGCAACGGAUGCGUUUUCUCAGGAAUUAUUAUACACGAAGUAAUUCACGCACUUGGAGUUUAUCAUGAACAAUCAAGAGCUGAUCGAGAUCAAUUUGUUACCAUUAACCUUCAAAAUGUACAACCUGGCUUAGAACAUAACUUUAACAGACAUGACACGGACAGUUUGGGUGUGCCGUACGACCCUAAAUCAGUGAUGCACUACGGCAAUCGUGCCUUCUCCAACGGUAACGGUCCAACGAUUGUUUGGAAACAAGAUCCUUCUUUAAUACUUGGUGGACAAGUUUUGACAGAGAAAGAUGUUCUACAAUUAAAUUUAUUUUAUGAAUGCUCAAAUCCUGUUUCUACCACCACUACAACCACUACAACCACGACCACUGCACCAACAACCAGAACCACUCGACCAACCACUGUAACCACUCAACCAACCACCACAACUACCACAACCACUCGACCAACCACCACAACCACUCGACCAACCACCACAACUACCACAACCACUCGACCAACCACCACAACCACUCGAUCAACCACCACAACCACUCGACCAACCACCACAACCACUCGACCAACCACCACAACUACCACAAUCACUCGACCAACCACUACAACGACACGACCAACCACUACUACAACUUCGACUACAACAUCUACCACAACCACCAGACCUACUACAAAAACUACAACGCUGACCACUAAGCCCUUAACUACUACAACUACUACCACGACUCGAUCAACAAGCCCUCCGACUGGAGGUAAGAAUCCUUGUGUUGUGUAUUGCUUUAUAGUCUAAAUGCGCCUGUUAAAAUUACUUAUAAUAACU
Molecule: messenger RNA, 1218 nt
Organism: Hydractinia symbiolongicarpus
Lineage: Eukaryota; Metazoa; Cnidaria; Hydrozoa; Anthoathecata; Hydractiniidae
Product: hatching enzyme 1.2-like
Exons: 5
Coding region: 16-1188 (390 amino acids)
Biological process (GO): proteolysis
Molecular function (GO): metalloendopeptidase activity; zinc ion binding
Source: RefSeq, a predicted model, not a curated record